Parnassius mnemosyne (clouded apollo) is the source of this 981-nucleotide messenger RNA. The record is from the annotation of a GenBank genome assembly. Lineage: Eukaryota; Metazoa; Arthropoda; Insecta; Lepidoptera; Papilionidae.
AUGUCUAUUACAACUCUGUAUUAUUUACAGUUAAAAAAGGAAAAUGCUCAUGAAGAUUCAAUCUGGUGUUGCGCUUGGAGCCGCAUAGGUAGUGAAAAAAGAAAAGAAGACGAAAAUAACGAACAAAUUGAAGACUCCAACCCUCAAGAGAUUCAUGAGAAUUACAUAAUUACGGGAGGGUUGGAUGACAUUAUUAAAGUAUGGCAGUUGGAAGAUGGAAAACUGGAAAUAAAGCACCAACUUGAAGGACACUCACUCGGUGUAAUCUCUGUUGCUGUCAGCCCUGAUGGUAAAACUCUAGCCAGUAGUUCCCAAGAUUCUUCAUUAAUACUGUGGGAUAUUGCUAGCGGAGAGAAGUUAAAAACAAUGGAAGCAGGACCCACAGAUGUAUGGACAUUAGAUUUCUCACCAGAUGGCAAGCAUGUCAUAUCAGGAAGUAAUGCUGGCAAGAUAUUAAUAUUUAGUGUUGAAAGUGGUAAACAGGAGCAGGUUUUAGAUACAAGAGGAAAAUUCACACUUAGUGUGGCAUAUAGUCCUGAUGGAAAGUAUAUUGCGAGCGGAGCUUUAGAUGGAAUAAUAAAUAUAUUUGAUGUUGCUCAAGGGAAGCUUGUACAUACUCUAGAGGGCCAUGCAAUGCCUAUCCGUAGUCUUUGCUUCUCACCUGAUUCACAAUUACUUCUAACUGCAUCUGAUGAUGGACAGAUGAAACUGUAUGAUGUAGUACACGCCAACUUAGCGGCGACUUUAUCUGGCCAUGCAUCAUGGGUGCUUUCAGUGGCAUUUUCACCAGAUGGCAAGCGAUUUGUCUCCGGAAGUUCAGACCGUACAGUCCGAGUUUGGGAUUUAGAUAGUAUGCAAUGCCAAAACGUAUUUAAGGAGCACAAUGAUCAGGUUUGGGGUGUUAAAUUCAAUGCAGAAAGUAACAAAAUAGUGUCUGUAUCAGAAGACAAGAGUAUAAAUAUUUAUGACUGCCCAUUAUAG